UGUUCUUUGGUGUAUAAUAAUACAGUGAUUUUGUGACUACCAAAGAAGUGACUAGAUUUUUAUCAUCGUCAAUAUUUCUUUCAUCUGGUUAAGCGUUUAUGUUUGAUUAUCGAAAUCUUUGCCACCGUUUGUUGAUAUAAAAUUUUACGAUGACUGAUUUACAUACGAAGUGAGAGUUUCAUUUAUAUCAUAUCGUGUGUCAGUAGUACGAAAAUGAUACACGAGUAUUAAAGUGUAUCCUUUAAAAAUGUGCCAAAAUUUGGGAUUAAUUCAGGUUAAAGCACUGUGAAAAUAAGUGGCUCUUCAAAAUGGAAGGAUUAUGCCAGAUUUAAAUUGUUUGUUUAUUCUGCUAAUUAUGACGAGAUUUUACAAAAACUUGGAUUUUUAGGGUAGAAUUUUUUUAUCCAUGUUUGGAAAUAGUGGAUUAUUGAUGUUGGAUUUUAGAAUGUAUUGAAACUGUUUUUACUGUGACAUGAUGUGUCAGAAAACAUUUUCUUGAUAUUUUCAUGAGAUAAGUGUUAAACGUUUAUAAAACCUGUUUAUUCGAAUUUGUGACAGUUUAUAGCCUCGAGGGUAUGAUCGAACGAUUGCAAUUCAGUGUACAUAUGUAAUUUAGUUUUCAAUUCCUUUGAUUUUUAUUGAUAACUCAAAAAGUAACCUUCGAGGUUUGAAAAUUGAGACUUAAAAUUGCUGUGAAAUUGGAAAAUUACACCUUUUUAUGACAUUACAAAAUAUUUCUUUUUAAAAAAAUAAUAAAUAUGUUUUGUGUUGAAUAGAAAUUUCGAUGCGAUGCAGUGUGUUUAAUAAUCGUGAGAAAAACAACUUUGAUUUUAACAACAAGGAAACAAGAUGACCUGCUAGUUUUGUGUAGAAAGACUAACAAAAGACGUAAUGAAACUGUGUCAUAGUUGACAAAGGAAAUUUAAGCCCCAAAUUAUCUGUUUCUAUUUAAAUGUCUUCCUGGACUUAAGAAGAAGUGAAAAAUGUGAUUGUCAACACAUUGUUCUCAAAAAUAGAGCACAGCUUGCAUUAAAGAUUGUAGGCUGUACAAAAAUGCAGUUUUAAAUUCUGUGGUUCCUUUUAUGGAGUUUUGUCAUGUGUUGAACAGCUUGGAUUUGAAUAGUUGUGGUUUUGGAAAAAUGAGAGAAAAAACUGAAUGAAAAAUCGCUAUGGUUGAAGGAAAUAUCAUUCAUAAUGAAAAUGAGGUAUUUAAAGUAUCAUUCUAUUCAAAUUGUAUAUGAAAUUUGUUGAAAAUGUAUGCGUGAAGUGACGAUGACAAAACUGUUUGGAUUUUAAUUAAGUUUUGGAAUAAUUUGGAAUACUAAAUCACAGAAAAAGAAAAAUGAUACGAGGACGUAAGGAGGGUAAAUCAUACGCAACAUGGUUUAUUGGCUUAGAUAAUGAAAUUGACAAUGGGCUGUUCUCACCGCCCCCACCACUGUUACCCCCUGUCACCCAGAAUACCCAUAAUUCCCAGCAUUCCGUAUCCACGGGAACCGAAACCAAUGGUAACUAUGGCAACGAGGAAUCCUCAUCGAAUACAUCAAUGGAAAGCAUCGGAAUGUCUACACAGACAACACCAAAGCACGUUCCGAGAAUGGCGACCACGCCUACGCAGACAAUCGAAGAUUUGGAUACAAAAGAGCAAGAUAAACGAGACAUUUAUAAAGAAGCGUUUGAGAGCACAAAGCGAACUGAAGAGGCGAAGUUCAAGGUCCGGUUCGACAAUCUAAUGUCUGAGAUGCAGCAGUCAUUUGAAAGUCUCUCACCUCGGGAAGGCUCCAUGCCACAUGGAUAUGGCAGUACUUCAUAUGGUGAUCUUAUGACCACGUACAGAGCGAAGAUUAAAGAUCUUCUGGUCAGUCUGUCUCAGCGGUUGGAGCUGGCUGUCGAAAGUUUUGACGAAUCUUGUGCCACCAACCCAUCGUUAACGAGUCUCAAAGUACGUCAGAUGAUCUCGAAACUCGUAGAAGAUCGUCUCGGGGAAUCACUUGAUCUCACAAGUGAUGAGGCUGUUUCUGAUUUAUCGUCGUUAUCCGAUGAUUCCUCGGAGCAGAAAUCGUUGGAAGAGCAGAUAGCGCAAGCUGUGAUAGCUAGGAUGUUGGAAAUACACAGAAAUCAAAAUGGAAUUCAUCUUGACCUUGAUGAACCAAGGUCAGCAGAUGAGAGAAGGGACUCUUCAGGAUCGGAGGUAAAAACAGUGGUUAGGAGUAGGAACUCUUCAAUUGAGGAGGAGCAACAUGUACCAGGAGUUAAUGUGCCAAAAGAUAAUCAUUUAUCCCAAAGUGGGAAAUCACCACAAAGUGACAAUGUUCAUAGUGAUAUAAAUUCAAAUAUUAGUGCAAAAGGUGUGUAUAUAGAACCUAUAGGUGAAACAAGUGAUAAUACUAUACAUUUGGAUAAUGAUAAUCAGCAUGAUAUUGUUGAUGGUGGCCAUGGGAGCAAUUUGGAUGAUUCAGGGAAUAUUUCACCUACAAAAUUGACACCCAACGAGAGUGCAGAUACAUCAACUGAUUCAAUCAGUGCAAAUAAAAGUGUGCAUAAUAAAAAAGGUGAGAAACGGAGGUUAGACUCAACUAAUUCUGAGCCAGACCCAGAGGAUGAAAAAAUAUUAAAAAGCGAGUUCGAAAAAUUGCGAAGUUUUGCGAAAGAGGUUGUGCCAAAACCAUUAUAUGAGGAAGCCAAGUUUACGGAAGAAGUUGAAAGUGAACCGAUUGAAGAAAAUAUGGAUUAUGAAGAAGUUGAUCAUGAAGAAGCUCAAGACGAUUUUAAUUCCAGAUUUUUUACAUUUGACAAAGUCCACGAUCAGGAUAAUCGGUUUCCAGAUUUCAGCGAACUGGAUUACGAGUAUCAUGACUUUGGUAUAAAUGAAGUAGAUCCCGAUUUAUUAUCGAUGAAUCUCGCACCAAUUUUGGAAGAGACUGAGGAGGAGUUAUUGGAAGACGAAGAGGAGGAUGUGAACAAUGAGGGGGCAGUAGGUGGAGCCUCAGAGAUUGACUGGCGGGGAAACUGGAUGUUUAAAGGUGCUUCAGGGAUUGACUCUUACGAGAGCAUGUCACGAUCGCGGGUUAAACCGCCCCACAACUUUGGGGAAGGCAUUGUCCGUGUACCGCAACCUAAUGUCAACCUGCUGGCUCCCAUCAUCGGAAACAGGGACGUUGAUGAGAUGUCAUCUGAUCUCUCAGACGACCAUGACCUCAGUGAUGAAGAAAACUCAUUUUACGCCAAAACUAGUGAAGAAAUCGCGAGAAUCACUCGUAAGACUUCCAGCAGUUCUGGACAGGCUAACAACUCCGUACCAACUGAGGGUGAAUCAGAUGCUGAAUCGAUAUCUUCUCGACCUUAUUCAUCAUCGUUUUCCGAUUAUGGUUACCACGGCAACCAAAUGGAUCAAAAUAGCAUGAAUACUAGUAAAGCUAGUAUAAAGUCUGCUGUAAAGUUGUCGGAAGAGCUAGUUCAAUCCGAAAAAGAUGACCCAAAGUUUGAAAUUCCACCUAUCAGUGUGACGAUCGCAGAAGGGGAACCGGCAAAGUUCAAUUGUAGGGUCGGUGGUACUCAGCCUCUAGACAUUUUCUGGUACCGAAUUCGAGACGAAAUCGAGGAACUGGAGAACUCCGAGAAUUACGAGAUUAUCAAGGAUGGGUGCCGACAAAACCUGACAAUGUACAACAUGACGUUGGACGAUGCAGGACAAUACAUGUGUAUAGCAAUGAACGAACAUGGGCGAUGCUGCCAGUACUUCAUACUUAGUGUAAAAAAAAACACACAGGACCUGAAGGCCCCAGAAUUUCUCAAGAAUCUGUCUGACGUUGAAGUUGCUGAAGGUCAAAGUGUGAAGUUUAGGGUCAAGGUCAAGGGCAUUCCACAACCCAGGGUCGUCUGGUACAAAGAUGGACAGAUUCUAUUAAACAAGCUUAACUAUAAGUUUGAUCGAUUUGGAAAUCGGGACUACAUCUUGGCAAUCGAUAUCGCAACGAUGGAGGAGGAUGCAGAAUAUACGGCCCUCGCGAAAAAUAUCGCAGGAGAGGCAAAAUCAUCAGCACAACUUAUUGUUGAGCCAAAAAAUAAACCAGAAAGUGUUCCUAAAUCUUCCAAAUCCCCAAAGGUAGAUCAGAAAAAAGACUCUUCAACCUCCAAAAAGAGCACAGACGACUUUCCAGACCUUUCUUACCUCCGAUUAGGGAGAGGUCGCAAUUCCUCAAACACAACAACACCCUCAUCAUCAUUUACAACACCAGCAUCUAAAUCAUCAGUAGCAACAACAUCAGCAGCAAAUUCAUUAUCAUCUUCAACUUCCAAUGGUACUAAUGGUGAUGAUAAAGAUGACAAUACUUUAUCAGCAACAGUUCCUAGUGAAAGGGAAGACGUUUCGCCAUCAUCGAGAGAGGAGGUUGAAACAGACCAUAAAAAGAGCAAACCAUUUGCAGCUGAUGUUAUAAUGAGAGAAAAACCUUCUGACAUCAUGGCAACAAGCACACCAAGAAAUUCAGACACAGAGCGGGUAUUUAACCCCGAUAGUGACACUUCCCACAUAACAUGUGACCAUAGUGAUGUUCCCUUAGAAACAGGGCAUGAUGCAAGUAAUGACUCGCAUAAAAGUGAGAUGUCGUUCAAUCUGAACCCUAUGAAUAUUAACAUGGGUGCUAGUGCUAAAGACAAAACAUCCUCAUCGAGGCCUAAGACCGGGCGUUCAAGGUCAAGUUCUACGGAAGAUGAUGCAGACUAUGAAUCUCGGUACAGAUUUCACACAAGAACGCACUCAAAUGAUGGAAGUCAUUCGGCUCAAUCACCUAAUGUUUCUAUGGAUACCACAGAUGCUCAUAACCAUUCUUUGGAUACAUCUGAUGAACCAUUGGUUGUAAACUUAGGGCCUAAACGUGAAAAUAAAGACCGUUAUCGUAAGGACUUUUAUGUGACGGAUACACCUUUAAUGUCUCGAAAAACACCGCCCACAUCACCGAGGGACCUCACUCCAACUUCUCCACAAACAUUGACCCCCGGAUCCCCAAGGGACGUAAUGCCAUUGAGAGAUGUAACCCCUGCAAGGGAGGAAACUCCAGUAUCACCAAGAGCUCGUACUGAAGAAAAGAUUGUCCUGGCAACCAGUCCUGCUCCAAUGGCAACAAGUUCUGCUCCAAUGGUAACCAGUAACCAAGGCAACAGGUCAAUGAGCUUGGCAGAGAAAAUGAGAUUACAAAACUCCCUACAAGAGCAGGACAAGCUUACUGCUGCUGCGCAACCACAAAAUAAGGUUCCAAGUACAGCUGUUCCAGCAAAGAAGGUGAUUGGGUCAGCUCAGGCUAGACAAGCCCCCCAGCCACCACAGCCGAGGCCUAUAACUCCUCCCCCUGUGGAAAAACCAGAACCUACAUUCCUCAAAGGUAUUACAAGUGAAAAAGACAUUCCUGAGAGUCGAACAGAAUUCAACGAAGAUUACACCAUCGAACUGCCGAGCGUUAAUCGACUUAAGGCAAUGUUUGGUGGUACAAAAUCGACAGAGAAAGACUCGUCCAUAAAGCGGCCAGUAUCCACGGAAGAUGAGCCAAUUCACAGCAUCACAGCACGGAGUGUUCCAAAAGAUCAGCUUGAAAAACUGAAGCAGACGACAGAUGAUCAUCCAAGUGCUAGGGUUGCACUCCAUUCUUCAUCUAAAGCUGAAUCGAUUAAACUGGUUCAGUCAGGCAGAGCAACUGCUUUGACCACUGGCAAACAAAUCAAGCAGACCCCAAACAUGCCAAAACAGGUUUUCACAUCAACAGAAGCGCAUUUAUCAGAACAUCCUAGUUCAAAAACUCAUGUUCCUAAACAGAGUAUUCAAAUUGCAUCAAAUGUUAAAAGCUCUGAAGCCAAAAUUGACUCUAAAGCUCACACGGUUAUAAAAUUAAGUUUAGCCACAGGAAAUACUAACAAACCAAUCAGCUCAGAGGAUUCAGCUAGAACGGAUUCAAAACAACCAAUCAAAAUGACUCAAGGUAAAUCUCAGCCAAAAGACAAUUCUGUUAAAACAGGAGAAGCAAUUGACACACCAGAGGAAAGAAAAUCCCCUAAAAUCAAGACUGGGGCAAUUUCAGCAAUGUCGAAAUUCUGGGAAAAAGUUAACACUGGUGUAAAAGAAGACGCGCCUGAAAUCAUAGAAGAUUAAUAAUGAUUUAAAUUCACUUAAACAAAGGUGAACAGAGUUAUUUCCUCAUUAAAGGCCUCUUUAAGGACAUAUUGUAAGUCUGGUUUUAUAUGCCUAUGGAACCAUUUUUAACUUACAUGAAAUACUUGUAACAUAUAUAACUUGUAUUUGAAAGCAAUUAUAACAAAUACCUGUACAUUUAAAAGGGGUUAUCCGUUACAAUGUUAUGAGUGUAAAUAUAUCAACUGUAUAUAAUUCCUGUAUACUGCCAAAAUGUAGCCAACAGUAGAAAAAUGUUAUGAUUUCAGACAUAGGAUUAACAAAUGAUGUUUUUCGCAUGUGUUUUCAAAAAUCUCACAUGUAUUCAUGUUGACAAUGUUUGUUAUAUAUGUAUUGAGGUAACUUUUAAGUACCAAAAUAUCCUAGUGUGUUUAUUUUGUGUUUUGUAUUGUUGUUGGAUUACAUAUUAAUAUUUGUCUUAUAUAUGCCAGUAACGUUUCUCCUAUACAUGUAUCAACAAAAAUUAUGCACAUGCAUGUUUAUUCUAUCAUGUGUAUCUUCUUAUUUUGUGUACUAAAAUGGUUAUAAAAUGUACACAUCCAUGACAUUAUUCCAUCAUCUUGUUGACUGGACUUUUUUCCUAAGACAAAAAGCAGGGUAUUGUGAUAACCUUGGAGUCGUUGUCGACGCGCAAUACCUUUACCAUUACCCAUAAUAAACUCAACAACCAUUCAAUGUAUUCAAAUGGGACUUGGUACACAUGUUGCCAGGGACAAUAGGAACAUGAAUAGCAAGACCCAUGACUAUUGCUUAAAUGCUUAUGGACUCUUUUCCUUUUUUUUUAAGAAGAAAACAGAAGAGCAUAAGAUUUACUCCAUUGCGCUCUUGUGAACUCAGCCUUAUAUUGUUGUUACUUGAUUGUUUAUGUGUUCUAAGAUGAGUUUUUUGGCCUUAAGUUUACAUAACUCAUUAAUGAGCUAUUUGGGAACAACGAACUGGCUGAUAUUGGCCUAUUUGAAAAUAAAGCAUUGUAUUUUAAAUAGGCUAUUCUCAAAUCAGUGUGUUAAAACUAUGAAUUUCUUUGUAAGUGCAAUAUACUUCCUUAAACGUGAUUAAGGCCUGUUAUAAUUUGCAUUUGUUGAUGACAAUAAAUCAUGAUUACAAGGAUUAUUAUUAAACACUCUGUGACACUUGUUAGAAAUGGAUUUAGAAUUUAUCUUGUGCACAACUCAUCUGAACACAUUGGGCCGAUUUUUCAGAGCUUUGUUCAAGUUAACUAUGUGAUUAAAUGUCAAAUAGUUUUUGGUGUGCUCAUUUUAACAAAACAAGUAUUGCAAAAACAGCUUUCUCAACGCUUUUCUGCAGAUCUCUAGUGCGUCGUUGUAACUUCCUGAGCAACAUAUUUGAAAGUAAACAACGAUGACGUUAAAAACGUUAACUUUAACAAAGUUCUUAAUAAGUGGCUGAAUGUCUAUAAACAAUCCUAUUGCUCAUUUUGUAUGAUUGCUUGUGUUUUAUGUUUGAAGUAAUUGUUAUUUCUUUCAUGCAAGUAACGUGUAAUGUUGAAGUGAAAGUGGGGUAACUUAAUUACAAACCUUUCUAAUAAGCUAGCUUAACAACAAAUCCUCAAACAGUCAGUUAGUAAUGGACUUUCAUAUUCUUAGUUUGUCUGUUUUUUUAAAGAAAACAAUUGAAGUAUUUUAAUACCACUGGUAAUAUUCUUUGCGUUAUUAUCGUAAUGCAAAAAGUUUCACUUGGCCAUAACACAAAAAGCUGUUCAAAAUAUUCAAAUGAAACUUGGUAUAUAUGUUACCAGAGACAGGAUGUACAUGUAUUGCAAUGCCCAUAAUAUGUCCAGUUAUGCACUGGACAACAACAACAACAGAUAAUCAUUUGAAUUUGAUUCACAGUGCUAAUGUUCGACAAUUUCUUGAUAGAUAGUGGAACCUUGUUUUGAAAGAAGCGUAUGAAAAACUGAAAAAGAAUUUAUAAUGGAUGUUGCACUUGAAUAAAGAAAUGUUGGGCUGCACGUUCAGACUCUUGUUAAAGUGAACAAGAUGGCUAACAUCAUCGUUGUUAAUUUUCACAUCAGUAUUCAAAUAGUUCUGGAAGUUUAAUGGAUACACUUGUGAUCUGCAGGAUUUCUAACAUGAUUUGACACAACUGUUUCAGCAUUUAAAUAUGUAAAUUUUGAGUUUUUAUUAUAACCAAGACUUAUAAAUUCAAAAAAGUAUGUGUAUUAUAAUUAAGAAAUCGAGGUCAAAAUGUAUAAUUAAUAUGAAUUACGAUAUGAAUACUCCACAAACUUUUGGUAAACAGAAUGUACUGAUAUUUAAACAUGAACAUUUGGUUGCAUGAAAGUUGCUUUUUUGUAUUUGUUAUCAUAUAACAUAUUACGUUUGUUUACUAAUCACUGGUAUCCCUGUGCAAUACUUAACAAUUCAUGAUAUUCAGCAAAUUUUGUAUGUAGAUUUAGUAGUUACAAAUUUACAAAUAAGCUUGAUAUUUGAUCCAGCUAUUGGCAACAAUGUUGAAUUCUGAUGCCUGGCGACCACAUGUACUUUUGGUAUAACUUUGAUAUGGUAUUGCUGACUGAUUACCAAUGUAUAAAAUAAAUAACAGAAAAUACAUUACAGAUAAAGUUACGGCAGUUUGCACUUCUAUUUUUUAUUUCAACUGAAUUUGGAAAUGAAAUGACCGAUUUUGCAUUUUUACCAAGACAAAACAGUGUGUUUACAAUACUAUUUAUUGGUAUUUAUUGGUGUAUUGUUUUUUAUAUAUUAUUCAUCUAAAUCUUAAUCUAGUUUAUAUUGUAUAACAAUUUAUAUUUUGUUAUUUGGAACACAUACUUAUUAUGUGUUCAAAUUACUUAAUAAAUGUGUUGAGUCCUAAAUCCAUAUUAAAACGAUACCAAACUAAUGAGAUCACCAGGUGUCAACAUUUCACAUCAUUGUUUGUCAGAUAACUUAAAUAGUUUAUUAUUUCACCAAAUAUAGCUAGAUCUGUAGUUUGCAUAAUCUUAUUCUUUUAUUUUGAAAAACAUAUUUGUUUAACAUGUACUUGUGUUAUAUCUUAAAUUGACAUUUGUUGCAUUUAUUUAAUAGAAAAUUAUUUUGUACAAUUAUAUUUUGAUGAUAUUAUGCAGCUGUAAUUGAACUAAAGGGCCUCAUUCACUGAUAAUAUUUUGGCAGGGACUUGUUUUAAACCUUUGUUUGAUAUCUGACCAUACAUGAGUUAUAUCCCUUUAAGCCAAGUACAGAUAAAAAUUAUACUUUGUAAAUGCAAAUAAUAGGCACUGCACCAUGCAGCCCUUAUGACUGCCAGUUAUGCGCUGUGCUACCCAAUCUAAGGCUCCCAAUUUAAAAAAAAUUAAUUCAUAUACCAGAUUAUUGAUAAAAAAAAUCACCAGUGUGAUACUAAACUUUAAUAGGAAGAUGACUCAAGUUUGAUAAGGAUUUAUGAUCAUUAAGUGUUUUAUGAAUGCCAGCCCUGAAGUUCACUAUAUAUUAAAGUUUGACCAAUGUUAAAGAAAAGCAUGAUAUUUUGAUAAUGCUGAUUAUGAUUGUAAGUUGUUGUUACAUGUAUGUGUUUUUACUUGUUAUAGUUUCAUAUUUGUAAAUAAAUUACUACUAUUCAAUACAUUCCACAGAAAUGUUGCUUUGUAACAAAGAAAUAAAAAAGUAACAAGUGAUUAAUA
Messenger RNA from Mya arenaria, 9818 nucleotides. Its product is annotated as muscle M-line assembly protein unc-89-like. Gene Ontology annotation, molecular function: actin binding; small GTPase binding; myosin binding. Gene Ontology annotation, biological process: intracellular protein transport. Gene Ontology annotation, cellular component: cortical actin cytoskeleton. The record is from RefSeq and is a predicted model, not a curated record. Lineage: Eukaryota; Metazoa; Mollusca; Bivalvia; Myida; Myidae. The transcript has 18 exons. The coding region runs from base 1343 to 6142 and encodes 1599 amino acids.